Molecule: messenger RNA, 1154 nt
Organism: Zophobas morio
Lineage: Eukaryota; Metazoa; Arthropoda; Insecta; Coleoptera; Tenebrionidae
Gene: RpLP0
Product: large ribosomal subunit protein uL10
Exons: 4
Coding region: 142-1089 (315 amino acids)
Biological process (GO): ribosomal large subunit assembly; cytoplasmic translation; ribosome biogenesis
Cellular component (GO): cytosolic large ribosomal subunit
Molecular function (GO): large ribosomal subunit rRNA binding; structural constituent of ribosome
Source: RefSeq, a predicted model, not a curated record
GCGCCAUUUUUUGCAUACUUUAAGCAGCGCCCCCACACAGUUACCUUUGGAAAUUGUGGAAAACGGAAACAAAACUCUACCAUUGCGCCUGUUGACUUCGCCGAGUUCUUAAAUUCAAUCUGAGUCCCUACACACUACACGAUGGGUAGGGAGGACAAGGCAACCUGGAAGUCCAACUACUUCAGCAAACUAGUUCAAUUACUUGAAGACUACCCAAAAUGUUUCAUUGUUGGCGCUGACAAUGUCGGCUCUAAGCAGAUGCAACAAAUCCGCAUUUCCCUCAGAGGCUCCGCCGUCGUCCUCAUGGGCAAGAACACCAUGAUGCGUAAAGCCAUCAAGGGUCAUUGUGAACGCAAUCCAGCCCUUGAAAAACUCUUGCCUAAAAUCAAAGGCAACGUAGGCUUCGUUUUCACCCGUGGAGAUCUGGUGGAAGUCCGCGAUAAGCUUCUUGAAAACAAAGUCAGAGCACCUGCUCGCGCUGGCGCCAUCGCCCCAUUACCCGUCAUAAUCCCAGCCCAGAACACCGGUCUGGGUCCUGAAAAAACAUCCUUCUUCCAAGCCCUUUCAAUCCCAACUAAAAUCUCCAAGGGUACUAUUGAAAUCAUCAACGAUGUGCACAUUUUGAAACCAGGGGAUAAAGUAGGAGCUUCUGAAGCCACUUUGUUGAACAUGUUGAACAUCUCGCCAUUUUCCUACGGUUUGGUUGUCGAACAAGUAUAUGAUUCUGGCACUAUCUUUGCGCCAGCUAUUUUGGAUAUCAAACCUGAGGAUUUGAGGGAGAAGUUCUUGGCUGGGGUCGCAAAUGUGGCUUCAGUUUGUUUGGCUGUUGGAUAUCCAACUAUCGCGUCUGCGCCUCACAGCAUUGCCAAUGGAUUCAAGAAUCUUUUGGCUAUUGCUGCUGUCACUGAGGUUGAAUUCAAGGAAGCAGCUACCAUCAAGGAGUUUAUUAAGGAUCCCAGCAAAUUUGCUGCUGUCGCUGCUCCUGCGGCGGCUGCACCAGCUGAAACCACUCCUGCUGCCGCUCCUAAAGAGGAGAAGGAGGAGUCAGAAAGCGAGGAUGACGAUAUGGGAUUCGGUCUCUUUGACUAAGCUUAUAAAUAACAUUUUGUUUGCAUCUGUGUAAAGCCAGACCCAAAUAAAUGAAACAGAAUUAA